CUGCAGGAAAAGAAUUACCUGGCAUACGUGACCCUGUCAGCCACGUCGACUACAGCCUACAGGCCUCAGUGCCCCCAUCCCACCCUAUCAAGACAGUUGGUUCUCGAACACUGAACCUAGCAUGAGGCAUUUAAGAAGUGGGAGCGGUGUUAAAGUAUAUUUUUCCUUCGUUCAAGCCAACGCAGGUUUGCUUCACGCGACAGAUAUACAAUGUCCACCGAUGAAUGGAAUACAUUUUUCCAUGACAAAAAGGAAAGUGACCACAUUACCGCCAUUAGCACGGCGCGAGAUUCAUAUUUAGCGCAAAGAGAAUGGUGGAAUAAAAUCAGUCGCACUCUGCCCAAAGACCAAACGGAAAGGGUGGUUGCUGUUGUGGAGAAGUAUGAGCAUGAACAUAGUAUGUUAGCUCUAGAGAAGCUGGUCGAGGGAUUCCUCGCCGAUUUCCAGGAGAGAAAGAGCCAAUUGGAGCGUCAGAGGUCCCGUGGUGGAAGAAAAUUUUCCCAUGGAGCUCAGGCCUUCCUCAAUAACUUUUCGGAGUUCUUGACAUGUUAUUCUGACGUUGUGAACAUCGUCAAGUCCGCAGACUCUCAAUUUGGUGGGGUAGCAGUGCAAGCUCUGUCGAUCUUUCUAAUCGUCGCAGUAAAUAAGCAGCAAAGGGAAGAUCUGAUAGUCUCCUCUUUGGAAACAAUGAAAAGCCAGUUUCCUCGCUUGAAAGGCUGGGGUAACAUCUACCCGACAGAAAAGAUGCAGCAAUUGAUUGUUGCUGUUUAUAUGGACGUCAUUGAGUUUGCUAGGGAAGCAGUCAGUUACUACAAGCGUUCCACGUGGGCCCGGGUCUGGUAUGCGAUUAUAAGUCCACCCCAGCGGAAGCUUCAAGCAAAAGUCGACCUAAUUCUAAGGGAGCUUUCUGAGGUAAAAGAGGAAACAAAUUUUCUACUAAGUCAGCGCGUUGGAAAAAUUGAGAGAGAUUUGGGAAAGGCCAAUGAAGCAUUGAAUGACAUGCAGAGACAGAAGCAAAAAAAUCGAGAACUGUUCAACAGCUUCCAAGAAGCGAUGUUACCAGGAGGAUAUUCAAAGUCAGAGCAACUGGAAACUUGCAAAACACAACUGCAACAUCGGUUCACGCGGAGAGAAGUUUCUUUAUUCAGUCUGAGCGACCUCAAAAAGGAUUCGCGCUACGAAACGUGGUUUCAGAGCACGAUUGCGCAGACCCUUGUGAUUAGGGGAUCCACGAGUCGGGGCCUUAGAACACCGCUAUCAUGGCUAAGCAAUGCGGCCAUAGAGCUUAUAGAGAAGCUUGAGUCAGAAAAUGCGGUCGUGGCCUACUACUUUUGCUGCCUUGAGGCCGAUGGGACAUCGCAAAAGCUUGGAAUGGCUGAUAUCCUAUGCAAGGUUAUCUACCAGCUUUUUGAGGCAAAACCCGACCUACUCCAGGAUGAAGAGCUUGAACAGAAUUACUUGGUUCCGAUUAGGAACCGCACUUGGGACAAUAAGUAUGUAUGCGAGCUUCUCGUCAAUAUUGUUAAAAGGAUUGGUAUCGUAUACCUGGUUCUUGACAGACCGGAGGAUUGUAAAGGGGGAAUUCGUGUCCUUUCGCGAUUGUUCGAGAAGGCUAAAGAAGCUGGAUGCAUUCUAAAAACAAUGAUUGUUUUUGAUAGGGAUCGAACAGAUUUUAGUCAAGUUGAGGAGCUACAGGAUGCAGAGGGUUUUUCUUAUAUUGAUGAUUUGAACCAAUGCUAGUUUGUUAAAUCGAGAGAAAUUUUCUAGGAAGUUAUUUAAUAAAA
Molecule: messenger RNA, 1784 nt
Organism: Aplosporella prunicola CBS 121167
Lineage: Eukaryota; Fungi; Ascomycota; Dothideomycetes; Botryosphaeriales; Aplosporellaceae
Exons: 5
Coding region: 211-1740 (509 amino acids)
Source: RefSeq, a predicted model, not a curated record